AUUUAAUUUAUCUAACACAAAUCCAAAUGGUACUUUCACUAGUAGAAGAGAUUUUUGAGAGAAAGCUAAAACCCUCUUUCCCCCAAAGAAAAAGAAAAAAAUUGCCCAAACAAAUUUAACCCAAACCCUAGAGAGAAUUUUUAACCUUUCUUAUCCCAAGGUUUUCUGAGCUGUAACUUUUUCCUCGGUCAUGGAAAUUUCAACCUUACCGGAGAAUUCGAGCGCCGUCACCGGCAACAGAGGGGACGAGAGCGGUGGGUUUAGAGAAGAGGAGAGGGUAGAAAGUGAAGAGGGUGACCGUUACUUAAUCGGUAGCCGGUGGCCACAGCAAGAAACUAUGGCUUUGUUGAAGAUAAGGUCUGAUAUGGACGCUGCAUUCAGAGAGGCCGGACUCAAGGCUCCUCUUUGGGAUGAGGUUUCCAGAUUAUUAAGUGAGCUUGGAUAUAAUCGAAGUGCCAAGAAAUGCAAGGAGAAGUUUGAGAAUAUCUACAAAUACUAUAGAAGAACAAAAGAAGGUAGAUCUAGCAAGUCAAAUGGCAAGACAUAUAGGUUUUUCGAGCAAUUAGAAGCUCUGGACAACAGCAACGGCAACAACCACGUAUUAUUGUCAUCUCCAUCCCCGGAUAAAGUUCACUCUUCCAUGGCCGCAACCCCAGUAAAUCCAGUAAAUGUUAAUAUAGGUGCUCUUCCGAGUUCUUUCCAGAGUCCUAGUGCUUUUGUUGAUAGCCAUUGUACUUCGACAACGUCUACUUCAAGUGAAGAAUCAGAAGGAACAAGAAAGAAAAAAAGGAGAUUGACACAGUUUUUUGAGAGGUUGAUGAAAAAAGUGAUUGAGAAGCAAGAGAACUUGCAAAGGAAGUUUCUAGAUGCAAUAGAGAAGUGUGAACAAGAUAGAAUGGCAAGAGAGGAAGCUUGGAAGAUGCAAGAAUUGGAUAGGAUUAAGAGAGAACGUGAGCUGUUAAUGCAGGAAAGAUCAAUAGCAGCUGCAAAAGAUGCAGCUGUUCUUUCUUUCUUGCAGAAGUUCUCAGAGCAAACUAGCUCAGUGCAGUUGUCUGAGAAUCAAACAAUUCCAGUGCAAUUAUCCGAGAACCAAAUAUCGCCUGUGGAGAUAGUAGUGAAGGCACAAGAAAAUAAUAGUCCUCAGAAUUUUGUUCAUAUGAGCUCGUCAAGAUGGCCUAAAGAAGAAAUUGAAGCUUUGAUUAGGCUAAGGACUAACCUUGAUAUGCAAUAUCAAGAAAAUGGGCCGAAAGGACCUUUGUGGGAGGAGGUAUCAGCAGCAAUGAAAAAGCUUGGCUAUAAUAGGAAUGCCAAGAGGUGCAAAGAGAAGUGGGAGAAUAUGAACAAGUAUUUCAAGAGGGUAAGAGAGAACAACAAAAGAAGGGCUGAUGAUUCUAAGACUUGCCCUUAUUUUCACCAGCUUGAUGCACUAUAUAAAGUGAAGACCAGGAAGGUUGAUAAUUCAGUUAACUGUGGUCAGGAGAUGAAGCCCGAAGAACUUCUAAUGCAUAUGAUGGGUAGCCAAGAGGAACGGCAACAGCAGGAAUCAGCAACAACAGAGGAUGGAGAAAGCGAAAAUGUUGAUCAGAACCAAGAAGGUGAUAGAGAAAAUGACGACGAAGAUGGUUAUCGAAUUGUUGCUAAUGAUCCUUCUGCAGUAGCCAUAAUGGAGUGAUUAGACAAGAGUAGAAAACUGGCUAUUUUGAAGGGCUGCAAGAAGCAGGUCAGAUUCAUUGCAUAGACUGUUAAUGAUUUUGAAAGCAUAUUCAAGUUGAAAAGCUUAUCAUGAACUUAAGAAGAAGGCAUCUCAUGGAACAUGGUAUCUAUGUAUAUUUAUUUUGUAAUUUUUUUGUUGAAUAAUGUAUCACAAAGUUAGAGAGAGAGAGAGAGAAUUAGAAUAAGCAGGUUGAUGUGUAGCAUAUAAUAAAGUUGCUCUUUUGUCGCA
Molecule: messenger RNA, 1942 nt
Organism: Manihot esculenta (cassava)
Lineage: Eukaryota; Viridiplantae; Streptophyta; Magnoliopsida; Malpighiales; Euphorbiaceae
Product: trihelix transcription factor DF1
Exons: 2
Coding region: 191-1672 (493 amino acids)
Source: RefSeq, a predicted model, not a curated record